Messenger RNA from Nasonia vitripennis (jewel wasp), 1580 nucleotides. It is a transcript of the gene Moca-cyp, whose product is annotated as moca cyclophilin. Gene Ontology annotation, biological process: protein peptidyl-prolyl isomerization. The coding region runs from base 149 to 1441 and encodes 430 amino acids. The transcript is spliced from 2 exons. The record is from RefSeq and is marked validated. NCBI's taxonomy places the organism in Eukaryota, Metazoa, Arthropoda, Insecta, Hymenoptera, Pteromalidae. Gene Ontology annotation, molecular function: peptidyl-prolyl cis-trans isomerase activity. Gene Ontology annotation, cellular component: intracellular membrane-bounded organelle.
AAGGCCGCCGCGCUUGCAUCGCAGUUAUGUUGUUAUUCAGUCGCCGUACGCAAACUGCAGGAUAGCAAAAGUAAUAACAACCAAAUAGCAAAUAGCGUGCUGACUCGUGCGUCGCGGCGUGCAGCGAGGUUAUCUCCACGGCCGCAGGAUGAAAGUGAAGCCGAGAGUGUAUUUCGACGUGGAAGUGGGUGGCCUGCCCAUUGGGAGGAUCGUUUUCGAACUCUACUCGGAUGUGUGCCCCAAGACCUGCGAGAACUUCCGAGCACUGUGCACCGGGGAGAUGGGACUGGGCUUGUCGACCAACAAGCCGCUGUGCUACAAGGGCAUUGUGUUUCACAGAGUUGUCAAAAACUUCAUGAUCCAAGGAGGCGACUUUUCUGUGGGCAAUGGUACUGGCGGCGAAUCCAUCUACGGUGGAACAUUCAAGGAUGAAAAUUUCAUAUACAAGCACGACAAGCCCUUUCUCCUGUCCAUGGCUAACCGUGGCAAAGACACAAACGGCUCCCAGUUCUUCGUAACGACGCAACCCACUCCGCACCUCGACAAUGUCCAUGUAGUAUUCGGUCAAGUCAUAUCGGGCCAAGAGGUUGUGUCUCACGUAGAGGGACUGCCGGUGGACAGGAUGUCCAGACCUCUGCAAGAUGCCAAGGUUGUCAACUGCGGAGAACUCGUCUUAAAGUCCAAGCAGAGCAAGGCCAAGAAGAAGGACAAGCGCAGGAGCAGUGUGUCCAGUGUGGAGAGCGAAGAGUCUGAGAACAACAGGGCCAGCAAAAAGACCAAGCUGAAGAAGAAGAAGUGGACGGAAGCUGAGGAUCGCAAAGUCGCGGAGCCAAAAAAGAGUAAGGUAGAGGAUGUGCCGCAUCCACUGGUAUCCACCACAAAGAUUGAUCCGGAUGAGAUUCCUGAAAUACCAACCAACAAAUUUCUCUACCGUGCUGGACCCGCCAACAAUGCCAACCAGAGGCAGUACGUACAGGACGCCAGAUUCAGACCUCAAGCUGGCUUCAAAAAGUCUCCCGGGGGACGUAUCUUCAAGGGGCGUGGAAUAUGUCGCUAUAGAUCUCUGUCUCGGAGCAGAUCCAGAAGCCUAACGCCGCCACACUGGAAGCAAGCUCAAAAAAAGACCAUCAAGUACUACCAGCCAUCGUCCCCGGAGCAGCAAACUCUGAAGAAAGCCAACGAGUUCGCGGAUGAGAAGGAGACGGAAAAAGAAAACUGCACCAUCAAGAAGACAAAGGACAGAGCCGAUGAGGAUGAGAAGCGGAAAUCUUCUCACGGAUCUCAACGAUCCUCGAAUCGGCAUCACAGACGUUCACGCCACGAUCGCGAUCACAAAUCUCCUAGUCAAAAUCAUCCGAGCCGAAAGUACCGCAGCAGCCGGCAAUCACCUCACGAGUCCUCGUCUCGUUCAAAGCGCUCGUCUCGUCGUUCAUCGGAUUAAAACUUGUUUUUUUUUUUUUUUUUUCAAUUUCACACAACUUUUUUCCAAGUAAAACCUUUCUUACACUUUGUAAAUACAUUAUGAAUAUGUAUCAUUAUUUUUAAAUCUAAAAAUAAAUAUAGAUGUAGAUUCGCUCAAA